This is a messenger RNA of Microbotryum saponariae, 3256 nucleotides long. The record is from the annotation of a GenBank genome assembly. NCBI's taxonomy places the organism in Eukaryota, Fungi, Basidiomycota, Microbotryomycetes, Microbotryales, Microbotryaceae.
AUGCAGUUCGUUCCCCCCGUGGACGCCGCCCCACUUGCCUCGGCAGCCACGAAGAGUUCGAGAUCGACUCCACCCCUCGCUUCGACCAGUAGGCUCGUGGUGCCUCCCGCUUGCUCCACCUCUCCACAGAGCUCUCCACCUUCGCCUGCCUACCGCAUCGGCGACAGCAACAUCAAGAAGAGGGAACGACCCGGUCUCAGCUCAUCCUCAGCGACGUCCUUGCCCCCUCGCUACGAACGACCCGAGUCACUCGAGAGGCCUAACCCCGCUUCUGCAAGCGAUCAUCCGUCCAACGGCUCACUCGAACCAGACACAGACGGCGAAGAGCAAGAGCAGGACGAUGCCGACGCCAAUACCCACGAUCGAAACAGCAGUCUCGAUAAGAAAAGAUCCGUCCCACCCAAGCCCCGUGGUGGAGCGAGGGCCGGCAUCGCCUGUGUCACCUGCAGGUCAGUCCAGAUGGCUAGCUUGUAUGCAAGAUGUCAUCGCUGACUCUCGAUCCAACACCUCAACAGGAAGAGAAAGAUCCGAUGUUCGGCCGAAUGGCCAAAGUGUGCUUUUUGUUCGAGAAAGAAGCUGGCGUGCGAAUACCACGGUCAUCCCGCAGAAACGGGUGGACCGUUAAUGACCAUCGCACCGGGGUCAGUCUCCAGACCAUCGGCUAGAAACAAUCGUUUCGGCCCCACGUCCUGAACAAAGAUAUACUGACCUUGAGUUGCUCGUCGUUUUCGUAGACCGGCGCCGAUACCCUUGCAAGGUCAGGAUAUUUUGCCGUCCAAAGAGAUUAUGCUCGAGGCUCUGGAGCCUUUCUUUGCGCACUAGUACGUUCAUCCGGGUGUACCGCUCAAGUCUCACCACAAUGGAUGCUGACGCAAAUUCUUUGCGCAAAGUUCAGCUACGACACAUUCUACUUUCUGCAUCGGCCGACCUUGACCGAAGCGAUCAGGCGCGGCAUCGAACCGAAUGCAGACGGGCUCAUGUGCUGCGUCUUGGCGUUCGCUGCUCGGUCAGUCCCGGUUCGCAUGUGUUCAGUAAAAGAGUAUUCCUGUAUUGAAGCCUCCGUCGCAAUGUCAGAUUUUGCGUCACAUUACAAGCGCUCUAUCCUUCGUCGCCCUCGGCCGCAUCGGAACAUUUCUGCUCGUUGGCCUCGCAAAUCUUAUCCCAUCCUCCACCACCUCGGAACGAUCAUGAUGGCACACAUCACGCGACUCGCAAUGCUUCGACAGGAGAUGGGGAGAUCUCCUUGAUUCGGUGUCAGGCGUUCCUUAUGCUCGGAUUAUACGAAUGCACGGAAGGACACGAGAACAAAGGCUGGCUCAAGAUUGGAGCUGCCAUACGUUUGGCCCAAGUAAUGAAACUAGGUGCGUCAAAAGACAUGGCUCGAGCCUUCCCGUCUAUCAGCGAAGCUGACUCUAUGUCGGUCCAUGCAGGUUUCGAGGACGAAGAGGAAGGUGCGUCCUCGCGCGCUAGGUCGGACCCUUUACUCGCCGAAACGCGUCGACGAACGUUCUGGAGUCUGUUCCUGCUCGAUCGAACCGUUUCGGACGGCAAAGAACGACCUUGUUCGCUCAAGGCGCCACUAUCAAUGAUGCUUCGGCUACCAGGCCCGGACCAGGACUUUAUUCUUGGUCGACCGACCGCUGGCGCUCGCUUCGAAGCCGAUCCAAAACCCUGGAGUUUGAGCGUCAAAGCUACUGAACAUGCCGCGAACGAUUCGACAUCCAACAAGGUCGUCGAGGUUGAUUUGUAUGGGAUGACGUUGAGAGUCGCCGAGAUUUGGCAACAGGUUGUCACGUACGUUGGUUCGGGUGGGAGGAACAUUGAUCGAAGACCGCCUUGGAUGCCCGAAUCGACGUUCGCGGACCUGCAACGGAAGUUGUCUGGUUUCGGGGCGCAACUGAGUCCACAAUUGCAAGCGACGAGGGAGAAUUUGCUCGCGUACACGCUGUCGAACCAAGGACGGCUCUUUGGAAUGUUGCACAUCCUCUACUCGACGGCGAGGUUGGUCCUGCAUCGCGACUACCUUCCCUUCCUACCCCCUGUCGACUACCUCGCUUCCUCCGGACCCGCCGAUGGUGAACCCCUCUAUGGGUCCCCCAACGUCGUCGCGCCCGAAGGCUGGUGGUCCUCCUCUUUCGAAGCCGCGAUCAAAGCCUCCCAAACGAUCAUCCAAGUCCAAACUCACCUCUUGACGCACCACCAAACCCUCACGCACCCCUUCGCCGGCUUCGCGGCCUUGACAACGGGUACGAUCAUGCUCCACCUCAAAUAUUGGCCGCAAAAUCGAUCUACCGAGAUUCUGAGCGUUCGAGAAGUGCACGAAACGAUCGAAGCGACGACGACGAUCUUGGCUGCUUUGAAGGACGUGUACCCCGUUGGUGCGCAUUGGUGUGACGGCUUGGCCAAGUUACAAUUACUGUAUUCGAACCAUGUGAGGGGGGUAUUGGCAAUUUCGGAUCCGACCAAGGUUAGGGCCGGAGUGAUCAAGAUGUUGAGGACGGCCAAGGAGGAAGGGACGCAGCCGGAGACGACGGCGGCUACUCCGGGUGGUUCGGGCGGCUCGACGGGGAACAAGGGAAGUUUAUCCAAGGGGAUGACGAACGAGAAGAAGCGCAAGAGGGUCAAGCAGGAUGGUGGGUCGAGUAUCGGAGGUACGAACCCAACGAUGAAAUCUACGAACAACCAAAGCACACCGACUUCGACGACGUCACCUACGACGACCACCUCCUGCACGUCCCCCGACGGAGCCAACGCUUCAGCCUCCACGACCCCUUUGACCACCUCGAAGGAACUCCCUCAUCUUUCGCUGACGAACCCGAACGAUCCGUCCUACUUUGACCCCAACAACGACCUCUUCUCGCAUCUAGACCUGCACUCGCAAUUCGACCUCACCCCACCCGCCAACAUGCACGCAGGUCCUUACCUCCUCCAUCCUCAUCACCCAAAUGGGCUCCAUCCCUCCACCCACGAAGGCCACGCCGAUGACCCGAAUUCAACGACGACGACGAGUCAUGAUUUCUGGUCCCAUCCGGCCACUUUCGGUGGCUGGGGAUUAGGGUGGAAUGGAUUCGGUCUGAUGAGUUCGUUCGAUACUUCGCCUUGGUCGGUUGAUUGGGGUGGGAUAGGCGCGAGUGCGCCACCACCUACCACUGUACCGGCGAGUUUGGAAUCGCCUGGAUCGACUCGUCAGCAGGGUGCGGCGCAGGCUGCUCCACCGCCUCCUUCAGGGGUGGGGGUUGGUUUUGGGUAUUAUUGA